This is a messenger RNA of Paramacrobiotus metropolitanus, 865 nucleotides long. RefSeq names its product guanylate cyclase 32E-like. Bases 135 to 737 code for a protein of 200 amino acids. Lineage: Eukaryota; Metazoa; Tardigrada; Eutardigrada; Parachela; Macrobiotidae. The transcript is spliced from 5 exons. The record is from RefSeq and is a predicted model, not a curated record. Gene Ontology annotation, biological process: receptor guanylyl cyclase signaling pathway; cGMP biosynthetic process; intracellular signal transduction. Gene Ontology annotation, molecular function: peptide receptor activity; guanylate cyclase activity.
AUUUAUUGAGAAAAUUCAAAGGCGCUUAGCCAAUUACACUGUCGAUCUGGAAAGCGAAGUGGCGCUCCGAACGAAAGCCUUGAUCGAGGAAAUGCAUCGGUGUGACGAGGUCAUCGCACAGCUCCUUCCGAGGAAUGUCGCCAUUGCAUUCCGCACAGGAACAACCGUGGUUCCCGAACUGUUCGAAUCAACGACGGUUAUGUUCACGCAAUUGUGUGGAUUUGCUUCUCUCACUAACAUCUGUGCGCCGAGUUCUUAUUGAACUAGUCAAUCAAUUCGAAAACAACAUUGAUCGACUGAUUGGCUUAUUUGCCGAUGAGAUUUCCAAAGUGGAAACCGUCAAUGACUGUUGUUUGACUGUCAGUGGCUUAAUUCGGACUGCUCACGAACGGCACGCCGAAGUUAUGGCCCAGUACGCGCUCAAGGUCAUGGAAUCUGCACCGCGGUAUUCCGGACACUUUGAUUUACAGUAUAAAUCCGGAAUUCACUCCGGGCCAUGCGCGGCGGGAGUCGUUGGAUUUCGCCGCUUAAGAUACUGUCUGUUUGGUGACACUGUCAACACUGCCUCCAGGAUGUGCUCCUACGGGAUACCGAAUUGCACUCAAAUUUCCCAUGUCACUGCACAGAUAUUAAUCAGUACACAAUCCUUCCUCAUCGAGCAGCGCGGUGUGAUAUCAGUCAAGGGCAAAAACGACAUGACCACGUACUGGCUUAAUGGAUCAACCACUUCGCGUUAACCAUAAAAAAGCCGCAAGUGCUCGAGCGGAAUAUCAAACUCUCAAUGUAGUCAUAUGCAUUGGCCUUUUGACGUUCGCGUUAGCAUCGCAGUCAAAUGCUUGUUCGAACUUCCUCAUUCGAUGUGGUA